UGUUUGACCCGGAAAUUAAGUUACGUUCAGUUCUAAUAGUGUUGGCUUUGCGAAAAUGGAGCAGCUGUCCGACUGGAGUUCGAGUUCGGAGUCCUCGGACCUCACCGCCUUCCUGCAGCGACAUCCAGCCCUGCAGCCGUGCGGUAACAACCGGGUGAAAUGUUCCCUGACCGGGCAUGAAUUGCCAUACCGAUUGGCUGAUUUACAGGCCUACACGAAGGGAAAGAAAUACCAGCGUCUGAUGAUGAAAGAGCCAUUUGACUACAGUCAAUUCGAGCCACACAUCGUGCCCAGCACGAAAAAUCCACUGCAGCUGUUCUGCAAGUUAACAAUCCGCCACAUUAACAAGAUUCCACAACACGUCCUCCGGCACGUGAACGGGAAACGGUAUCAGAAAGCACUGCAGAAAUAUGAGGAGUCUGUAGCUCUUGGGGUCCCCUACGUCCCAGCGUCUCUAUCCCAAAAGAAAAAUCGGACUCGAGAGUCUGGUAAGGAAUCUCGCCCCAAAUCGAAGGAGUUCUGGGAGCCUAGUGAGAGUGCAGGGAGCGAGAGUGACGACUCGGAUGACAGCUUGAGCGAUCUGUACCCAGAGCACUUGUUUAGCAGGCAGGAAGCAGCAGGGGAAAAGGCUAAAAUGAAUGAACAUAUCCCAGAUGAGCAAGAUGAUGAGAUGGAGGUCGUGGCACCAUUGCCAAGGAAGCGGAAAAAUACAGAAGAGAAUCAUUUUAUUAAGAAGAAAUUAAAGAAAGGACUUACUGGAAAAUCUAGUAACAGCAUGAAGUUUUAGAAAAGAAAGCUGGAAAAUGGAACUGAUUCUGGAAGAGAACAUUUUCUGUGUGUUUGCUGCUAUGCAGGAUAUAUGCUCACUGUACAGUUUUUGUAAAGUAAAACAGAUCUGAUAAAUGCAAAGGCUGCGCUUUCUCUUCCUCCACGUGGUCUUCGGACGGCUGUGGAAAAAUGUUAUUCCUCCUGUUUGCAACAAUGCUGAAUUUCACUGGGAUGUUGAUGGGGGUUACCAUGGUAUCAGGCCAGUAAGCCCAGUGGUUCAAAUGGAACUGCUGACAUUGCGGAAUUUAAAUUCAGUCAAUAUAAGCAGAGAUGUAAAGAAAUGGUACUAUUGAUUGUGAAAAUUGGAUAUACCCACAAAAACCUAUAAUUCUCCAAGUAACUUGGGUAACCUCUUGGAAAGGUCACUGAGCUGGACAUUUCCCAUGACAGAGUCAGUAUGUUUACAGUAGUUAGGGUGAUGAUUCUGGUUCUGCUCAAUCAGGAUAAAGAGAGAAGGAUCAUCAGUUCAUUGCUGCCCUAGUCCUUCUGGCUGGUGUGGAAGCUGCUAUCCAGGAAUACUGAAUUGAUUCAGUACUACACAGCAAUUCAUUUGGAAAUAAAACUGCACAUGUCAACAAUAUGAAGGGUGGGGAAAGGAAUCAAAGCUUUUAUUUCAACAGCUAAAACUUGACAUUACAAUUUCUGAAGGUUCCUGACCUUUUGUAGCUCUUAUUGCCCCUGGGGCAGGGGCAGGAGCAGACUGUAUGACAGAGCGCACAUCAGCACCAAGGAAUUUGUACUUGAUGCGUAAAAACAUACCACAGUACUGUGUGAAGGUUCUCCAGCUGAAUGUAGUUUCGCCUCCCCUUCCCCACCCAGUCAGGCACGUUGACUAAUACUGACAAUUUACUCCACAGUGUCUUGAGCAAGAGUCCAUCCUUAUUGCUGUAUUAUAUAAAUAAUUUGUCUCCACUCCCACAUCCUGCCAAGGACCUCCAGUCCCAAAGCUAGUGUCGAGUGAAAAUGAACUGCGUCCUAAAUUGCUAUAUGAACAUACAAGGCUUUAUAUCGAAGACUAACCUACACAAUGAUACUGUGAUAUCCUCAAACUUCUAUGGGGCCACCUAUCAACUGGCUUCUCUUGCUGCUUCCCCCACAGCUCACUUGUAGAAACCAAAACUCAAGCUAAAAGAGAUGUGGUUAAAGUAACAUCUUGGACUGCAAGACCAAGACUUGCCCUUUGGGAAUUGGUGUAUAGGUUCCACAUAUUCAUCCAAUUCACAAAUCAUUGAUUGACAGUGUAGGCAAUGUAGAUGUUCUUUGUUAACAUGAUCAGGCUUCAUUUCGCAAUUCACCUCUUUUACAGUGGCUACUGAAACUUGAUAUUACCUUUCUUCAGAAGGGCAUUGUCUACUUUGGAAUGUGGGUGUUGUGGGCAUGGGCUAUCACUUGGAAUCUCAAACAAGGGAGCCAUUUUCCUUGCGUGACUGCAGAGGAUGACAGCAGGAUUUUCAACAAUGAAGAUGGACUGAAGUACAUUAAUCAGUGCACACA
Hypanus sabinus (Atlantic stingray) is the source of this 2322-nucleotide messenger RNA. RefSeq names its product surfeit 2 (gene surf2). The transcript has 6 exons. The record is from RefSeq and is a predicted model, not a curated record. Lineage: Eukaryota; Metazoa; Chordata; Chondrichthyes; Myliobatiformes; Dasyatidae. The coding region runs from base 56 to 787 and encodes 243 amino acids.